AUGCCGCAUCAAAAUCCUUCAGAAUUGCCGUCUACAGCAACAAAAGAAAACUUAAAAUCUUGGUGGAAACAAUUCACUGCAAAAAAAGGAAAAAGAGAAGAUGAGGGCAAAGAAAAUGAUCAUCGAGGUGUAUUCGGUGUAAGUUUAGCUGAAGGAAUACAUUAUGCAAGUGUUCCAAUAUGUAUGACUGCUGCCGAUGGUCAACAAUAUGUUUAUGGUUAUAUACCAAUUAUUGUUGCAAAAUGUGGAAUGUAUUUAAAAUCACAAGGUAUAUUUAGGUUGAGCGGAUCAGCAAAAAGAAUAAAAGAAUUACAAAUAAAAUUUGAUACUCCACCAUCUUACGGAAAAACGUUGGAUUGGACGGGUUAUUCUGUACAUGAUGCUGCAAAUAUUUUCCGUAGAUAUCUAAAUCAAUUACCAGAUCCUGUCAUUCCACUUCAAUGGUAUGAUGCCUUCAGAUCUGUGCACUUAACACAUUCAGAUCCAACCACUAGAGUUAUUAAUUAUCAAAAAUUAAUUGCAAACCUUCCAAAAGAAAAUCAACAUUUAUUACUCUAUAUCCUUGACUUACUAGCAGUUUUCUCAUCAAAAUCAUCAGAAAAUUUAAUGCCAUCGAGUAAUUUGGCAUCAAUUUUUCAACCUGGUGUUUUAUCACAUCCAUCACACAAUAUGUCGCCCGAACAAUAUAAAUUAUCACAAGAAGUAUUGGGAUUUUUAAUUGAGCAUCAAAAUUACUUUUUGCCAACGAGUAACAUUACCACUGCUGCUUUUCAACCUAACAACGUAAUAGGAGAUAAUUCACCGCAAAAUUUAAAAGAACCAUUUGAUUUAAAUAACCCACCGGUAAAACGAAUAUCUUUAAGAAGACAAAGUCUAUCACAUGAACCAUUCGCAUUAGACACUACUUUACCAUCAUCAUCUAGUGAAAUUCAACCAUCUGAAAGUACUGGUCUUGUAAGAAGUAGAACUUUACCAAGUAAAAGACCUAAAUACUCAGAAAAUCGCAAUAGUAAUAGUG
Messenger RNA from Entrophospora sp. SA101, 1018 nucleotides. NCBI's taxonomy places the organism in Eukaryota, Fungi, Glomeromycota, Glomeromycetes, Entrophosporales, Entrophosporaceae. The record is from the annotation of a GenBank genome assembly.